UGCAGAAAUGUUACUAAUCACUAUAGUCUGUGAUUAUAUUGACAAGCAGCUGAUCAACAUAACCUUACGAAAUUAAAAAAUAUCGCAUCAAAAAAAAACAAUUUCACUAAUCAAUUGAAAAUAUUAUUAAUAACUUGUUUAAUUAAAUAUGAGGAGUUUAAUUAAAAAUAUUUUUUUAUCUAGUAAUUUAUCAUUCACUAGAAUAUGUAGUGUAAGGUUCGCGUCUUCUAAGAGCGAUGCGCAAAAAUCUGAAGAAGAAUUGAAGAAUGUCGAAGAAAUAAAGAAAAAUAUUGUAGUAGAGAAGUAUGGCGGAGUUACAACCCUAAAUAUAGACCGUCAGAAAACAAGAAAUAGUCUCGAUGAAGCCACUUUGAGAGAAAUGACACAGGCUAUCAAUGCUUUUGACAAAGACGCAGAAGCAAAAGUUUUAGUUUUUAAUGGUGAAGGGGGAAGUUUCUGCUCAGGAUUUGAUCUCGAUGAAGUAGAAAAAAAGGGAUACCAGAACCUAGUUGAUGCAGCGGCCCGACUUCUCCGUCGGCCACUUUGUGACAAACCAACCAUAGCAGCUGUCACAGGUUAUGCUGUUGGAGAAGGUUUCGAACUGGCACUGGCUUGUGAUCUCCGAGUUAUUGAGGAUACAGCUGUUCUUGGGUGCCUUGGAAGGAGAUUUGGGGCCCCUCAAAGUUUAUUUGGUGGGAGACGACUGACUUCUCUCAUAGGGUUAUCACGUGCUCUGGAUUUGUUGAUAACUGGUCGGCCUAUUUCUGGAAUUGAUGCAAAUGUAAUGGGUCUUGCAGCUAAGCUCACUACCACUGGGACCGCUCUAGGCGAAUCAAUAAAAUUGGCGAAAUCUCUAAUAAAGUUCCCACAAAAUGCUCUCAUAAUGGACAAGUUAGCGGCCGUGAACUCGCAACUGAAUCCUAAUUCUGAAGAGAGUAUGAGAGACGAAGCGAUAAUGCAAAGUUUAUUGGGAUUGGCGAUUGAGGAUCUAAAUAAUGGAAUUAAGAAAUUCCAAGGCGGUAUCGGAAAACACGGAAAGUUUUAUAAGCUAACAGAUGCGCCUUUAAAGGAUUGGGAACUUGAGGAAUCGAUCGAAGAAGUUGUGGUUAAAGUUGAUGACGACAAAAAUAAGAAAUGUUAAUUUUGUCUACGAAAAAAUCUCUUUUUGUUUUUCUUGUUUCUUAGUAUGUGCCGGUUUUUUUGUUAAUACAUUUACUGCGGCAGCUAAAAUAGCAGACAUUCAGUUGUAUCCGUAUCCUGCUACAUGUUUGAACCUGAGAUUUGGAACUUGGGUACCAAAAGUACUAGUAGCUACAGCUAGUACUAAAAGUAUUGGUAGAUAUAGCUAGAACUAAAAGUAAUGGUAGGUACAGCUAGUACUAAAAGUACUGGUAGGUAUAGUUAGUACCUAAUAGUACUGGUUGGUACAACUAGCACUAAAAGUAUUACUUGGUACAGCUAGUACUAAAAGUACUGGUAGUUACAGCUAGUGCCUAAUAGUAUUUUGGUACCCUCGUUUUCUGGUAAAAAUAACGUAUUCUUGUUAUUUGAUUUGUUUCUAUUAUAAGUAGGUGUCUGUAUCUACUUGUCCGAAUAAUUCAUUCUCAUAAUUUAUUUUCUAAAGAAUCUUUAGGGCAAAUAAGGAUUUAUGUAGAUAUUGAAUCAUACAAUAGCAUAGAACAUAUCAGUUUUAACAGACCUAAGGUAAGGAUAGUCCAGCUGUAGGUCUUUUCAACCCAAUACUGCAGUUAAUGUGUUAAGUUGUGAUUAAAAUAAAUGCCAAAUUGUUAAAUGUACUGAUUACUUAAUAAAAUAUAGUAUGCUUACGUCUAAUGCUGGCUUUGUUGUAAAUUUUAGUUCUCAACGUUAUGUUCUGUUAUGUUAUUUUUAUUGUAAAUAUUAUUGUACCGCCUUAUGCCUAGUAAGAAAAUUCUUGUAUUUAACAAACGUCUUGAACUACAAAUCUUAAUGUAAUAAAUAACAAAGUAAAAUUAAAAAAUAAAAAGUUAUUAUUCACCAUUCAAA
Molecule: messenger RNA, 2025 nt
Organism: Melitaea cinxia (Glanville fritillary)
Lineage: Eukaryota; Metazoa; Arthropoda; Insecta; Lepidoptera; Nymphalidae
Product: probable enoyl-CoA hydratase
Exons: 6
Coding region: 149-1141 (330 amino acids)
Source: RefSeq, a predicted model, not a curated record